CACCAUCUUUCAGUUUGAAACAUUUUCACGAGUCACUGCGGAACCAUGGGGAAAGGGAAAAGGGCUACUGUCUAUUGGGCAGCGGUUGUUAUUCUGGUGUGUUAUUUGGUACACAUGAUAGACUGCUAUCGACUGAAAAAAACACAAAGACAACACGGACAAAAAAAAGCCGAUGCAGCUAAAACGGUAGCUGUCCAAGAAGGGAAGAUUGUGUUUGGGAGAGUUUUUAAAAACGGGUCAGCCAUUGGCUCACGAGUCCUAAAGGCAGAUGCUUCCAUGGAGGGUGGAGCUGUGUAUCAAGCUGACUCUGCAGGCCUACAUUCACUAGAAGGUUCCCUGUCAGGCUGGCCUAAAGGACAAAGCCCAGAUCUCGGUUUCAGAGAAGCAGCAUGGAGGCGCAUGGCAGCUUCUCUACAAUGUGGUGGGGAUCAGUUGAAGUUCAGAGCAGUGGGACCAGGAGUAUCACAGUUUACAGUGGAUCAAGGAACAGCACCUCCAAUGCUUCUGUCCCAGGUGCCUUCCAGUUGUGGCUACAGCAUGCAGAGGAACUCCCUUGCACUUGUUAUGUUGGUUCCUUAUGAUGGCUGCAAUGUGGUUAAAGAGGGUGGAAGUUACGUGCUCCCAAUGCAUUGGCAGGGUGUUCCAGUCUCACUCUGGUGUCCCACAACUGCUACACCACAACCUGUACCCACCUACACUCCAUCAAACCCUGAGACGCUCCAGACAACCACAGAGAAACCAGUAACGGCCCAAUCUCCACCAUACCCCGCUUUCUUCCCUCCUUUUUACCCCUUUCCUCCUGCUCCGCCAACCACCACAGCAGCGCCGACUACAACCACGCCUGCAAACCCAACAUGGCCUCAAUAUCCACAAUAUGUAAAAUACCCCCCUCUCGUCCCUCCUUUUUACCCCUUUCCUCCUGCUCCGCCAACCACCACAGCAGCGCCGACUACAACCACACCUGCAAACCCAACAUGGCCUCAAUAUGUAAAAUACCCCCCUCUCUUCCCUCCUUUUUACCCUUUUCCUCCUGCUCCAACCACCACAGCAGCACCAACUACCACCACUGCAAAACCAGCAUGGCAUCAAUUUCCACAAUACGCAAAAUACCCCUUGUUCUUCCCUCACCCCCCUCCCAACCGCAACUCCUGCACAAACUACAACUGCUAACCCAGCAUGGCCUCAAUUUCCACAGCACCCCCUAAAAUAAGUUUCCACCAUAUGGCACUUUCACCUAUAUUCUCUUUUCCCUCCCAAUAUCCAACCCCUAACCCGCAGAUGACUACCACAACAGGCCCCACUUAAUGUCUAGCCUACUGAAACUCUCCUAAUAAAUGGUAUGGAAGGAAAAAAAGUAGCCCCGUCCAGUUCUUUUGUAUUCACGCUGGUGCUGUUGAGUCCAGGCUUAUCAAGAAGUGGUGCUGGAGGUGUUUGGGCAAGGUGAACAGUCAGCUAUUCAUAUCAAAGAUUUGUCUUGGACACUA
Molecule: messenger RNA, 1484 nt
Organism: Micropterus salmoides (largemouth bass)
Lineage: Eukaryota; Metazoa; Chordata; Actinopteri; Centrarchiformes; Centrarchidae
Product: histone-lysine N-methyltransferase 2B-like
Exons: 4
Coding region: 46-1170 (374 amino acids)
Source: RefSeq, a predicted model, not a curated record